AUGAGUUCAAGGUAUCACAAAUAAGAUUAGAAAUUUGACAAGGAGUUCUUAGCAAUAGUAGAUGCAUUUGGAGGGAAGAAUUGUACUAGCUGGACUUAAGUAGCUAGAAAAUUUGAAUUAUAAACAGGAGAGAAAGUAUAGAAAGCUAAUACACUUCGAUAUCGUUGGGAAUAAUUAACAGGAUAUUCAGAGAAUUUUACAAAAGAAUAAUAAAUAUAACUUAUAGAAAGUGAUAUAAAAUCUAGAGGGGUUAAAAGAUAAGGACUAAAUGAUUUCUAUUAAUUAACAGGAAUUAAGUAAUUAAAAUAAAAUAGAUUUUAGAUUAUAUAAAGGAAGAUUUUGUAGAAUAUCUUCAUAACAUAUAAAAUAAGCAAUAUAAUCAAUUGAUGAAGUAUUUGCAAAAGAAAGAAAACAUAGAAGAUGUGGAAAAAAAGAUGCAGAAUUUAGAUUAAAAUUAUCACAUUUAAGCAUUUAUAUUUUAUUAAGAGCUAAAGAUACAUUGACAUCUGAUGGAUUCAAAUAAAAAAAUAAAGGAUUAGAUCAAUUUGAAUAAUAUCUAUGUUAAUAAUUAAUAGAAAUGUCAGAAUUAUGUGAAAGAUUAUUUUUAAUGCAUGCUAGAGUAUUUUAAGCAGAUAGAGUUGAUAGAUAUUAAUCAUAUAUGAAAGUAAUUAAUAGAAACUAAUACAGAAAGUUAAUGUUUUAUAUAGAAUACUUAGAUAUUCUUAGAAAAAUAAGUGUUGAAUAAUGUACUAAUGAUACAAUGGUAUCUCAUCCUUUAGUACUUAGAAAUAUUAAAUAAAACAAAGAAACUUUAAUAUAUAAGAAUCUCAUAUUAGAAAAUGAUUGGAGUUAAAAAUAUUAAUGGUUUAAUGAAUGUACACUUACAUAAAUUUAAGAAGAAGAUUAUUCUUUAUUAUUAAAAUCUAAUACAAAGAAAUCAAAACCUAAAAGUUCAUAAUGUAGUAUUGAUCCAUCUGAAAUUGAUGAUUUAAGAUCUAAUAAGAAAAUAGAAAUUAAUAAUCUAUAAUUUGAUUUCAUUCCAAAACAUUGUAAUAAAGUUUAUGCUAAAAUCAAUUCUGCAAAAGCUAAUAAUAAAAAUCAAAAAGAAUAUAGAAAAUUUAGAGGUCAUUUUAUUAAACCUGGAGAUACGAGAACAGAUACUAGAUAUACUAAGAUUUUCACAUGUGAUGAUGAUUCAGAAUAUGAUGCUGAUCAAAAUGAAUAAGAGGCAUAAUUAUAAGCUAAUUCUAGAUAAGAAAAAUUAUAGAUACUCUAUAAUGAAGCAUUUAUUUCAGUACCAAAUAAAAAGAAAUAAAAUUAAGAAUAUGCAUGA
Messenger RNA from Paramecium sonneborni, 1333 nucleotides. Lineage: Eukaryota; Ciliophora; Oligohymenophorea; Peniculida; Parameciidae. The record is from the annotation of a GenBank genome assembly.